AUAACCUCAAUACAAAAUUUCCCAAAACAAAUGCUCUGUACUAAAAAAAUAUCCCAUCAAUUGAUGCUUGUUUGCUUGGAUUGCUUGGAUUUAAGAAAGAUUCUAAAAACGUUUCUCAGUUUUGUGUGUUCAAUUCAGGAUCGAUAUAAUCUUUAAAAAAUGACUCCAACUGAAUCCCUAAAUAUUGAUAUAGAUGUUGAUGAAGAAGAUGUUCCUUUCGAAGAAGAAAUCCUGCGGAAUGCCUAUUCAGUGAAGCAUUGGCUUAGAUACAUUGAUCAUAAAAAGAAGGCACCGCGAUAUGGGGUUAAUAUUGUGUACGAGAGAGCCCUUAAGGAACUCCCUGGUUCUUACAAAAUCUGGUACAAUUACCUAAAAACCCGCCGGAAGCAAGUGAGAGGAAGGUGCAUAACUGAUCCUGUAUACGAAGAAGUCAAUAAUGCCUUUGAAAGAUCUUUAGUGUUUAUGCACAGAAUGCCCAGGAUCUGGAUGGAUUACUGUUCCUUCAUGACAAUGCAGUGCAAAAUUACACGUACAAGACAGAUCUUUGAUAGGGCUCUGAGAGCACUCCCUAUUACUCAACACCAUCGCAUCUGGCCACUUUAUUUGGAUUUUCUGCAACGAUUUAACAUCCCUGAAACUGCAGUGCGCGUCUAUAGGCGAUACCUUAAGCUAUUCCCUGAGAAUGCUGAGGAAUAUAUUGAGUAUCUCACUAGUGUUGAUAGGCUGGACGAGGCAGCUCAACAGUUGGCCAGUGUUGUUGAUAUGGAAAAUUUUGUGUCGAAACAUGGGAAAUCCAAUCAUCAACUGUGGAAUGAAUUAUGUGAGCUCAUCAGUAAGAAUCCGGAUAAAGUACAUUCUCUCAAUGUCGAUGCGAUCAUUCGGGGUGGUUUGAGGCGGUACACAGAUCAGUUGGGACAUCUCUGGAACUCUCUGGCCGAUUACUAUGUGCGCAGUGGUCUUUUUGAACGAGCAAGGGACAUCUAUGAAGAAGCCAUACAGACAGUGACAACAGUCAGAGACUUUUCUCAGGUCUUUGAUGCCUAUGCCCAAUUUGAGGAGUUAAAUCUGAAAAAGUGGAUGGAAGAGGCUUCCGAAAGUGCAUCUGGUGAAGAUACCGAUGUCAACAUUGAAAUACGUUUUGCACGAUUUGAAUAUCUAAUGGAGAGGCGUUUGCUACUCCUGAAUAGUGUUCUGUUGCGCCAGAAUCCGCACAAUGUGCCAGAAUGGCACAAACGCGUGAAACUCUUUGAGGGAAAACCCACAGAAAUCAUCAAAACUUUCACGGAAGCCGUGCAAACUGUACAACCUCGUUUGGCAGUGGGCAAAAUUCAUACACUUUGGGUAGAAUUUGCUAAAUUUUACGAAGCCAAUGGCCAGAUUGACGAUGCACGUGUGGUAAUGGAGAAAGCCACACAGGUGGAUUAUGUUAAAGUGGACGACUUGGCGUCUGUAUGGUGCGAAUGGGCUGAGAUGGAGAUUCGUCAGGAAAAUUUCAAUGGAGCCCUUGGGAUUAUGCACAGGGCAACAGCGAUGCCGAAAAAAAGGGCAGCCUACCACGAUGAAAAGGAACCUGUGCAGAUGCGUGUAUACAAAUCACUCAAAGUUUGGUCAAUGUAUGCAGAUUUAGAGGAGUCUUUCGGGACAUAUAAGUCUUGCAAAGCCGUCUACGAUAGGAUCAUUGAUCUCAGGAUAUGUACGCCACAAAUCAUAAUCAAUUUCGGAAUGUUUCUAGAGGAGCAUAAUUAUUUUGAAGAAGCUUUCAGAGCAUACGAAAAAGGUAUCGCACUUUUCAAGUGGCCUUAUGUGUUUGAUAUAUGGAAUACAUAUCUGACCAAAUUUCUUCAACGGUACGAUGGUAGCAAACUCGAAAGAGCUCGCGAUCUUUUUGAACAAUGCCUGGAAUUUUGUCCGCCAGAAUAUGCAAAAUGUUUCUAUUUGCUUUACGCUAAGCUCGAAGAGGAACAUGGUCUUGCUAGAAAUGCGAUGGCUGUGUACGAGAGAGGUACCAGUGGAGUAGAGUCAAGUGAGCAAGCGUCAAUGUUCAACAUUUAUAUUAAGAAAGCAGCAGAAAUUUACGGAUUACCAAGAACGAGACAGAUAUAUGAGAAGGCUAUUGAAGUGUUACCGGAAGAGAGUGCCCGAGAGAUGUGUAUGCGAUUUGCGGAGAUGGAAACGAAGUUAGGUGAAGUGGACAGGGCACGUGCAAUCUAUGCACAUUGCAGUCAGAUGUGCGAUCCGCGUGUCACAAUGGACUUUUGGGGAGCUUGGAAAGAGUUUGAAGUACGCCAUGGUAAUGAGGAUACUAUGAGGGAGAUGCUGCGAAUACGACGGUCAGUGCAGGCCACGUACAACACGCAGGUGAACAUGAUGGCUGCCCAGAUGACGAAUUCAGGGGUAGCGGGGGGCACAGUUGCGGAUUUGGCACCAGGUGCGAAAGAUGGAAUGCGAAUGUUAGAAGCAAAGGCCAUUGAGAUGAAUGCUGAGGGAGUCAAAAGCAAUGGACUCAAGGCAGCUGCCAGUAGCAAUAUCAUGUUUGUGCGAGGGGAAACUCAGGGACUUCCGGGACAGGGUGAAAAGGUGGUUAAUCCUGAUGAGAUAGAUAUUGGGGAUGAAAGCGACGAAGAGGAAGGGGAUGGUGAAGAGGUAAAUAUUCCAAUUCAGCAGAAAUCUAUCCCAGCCAAAGUAUUUGGGGGGCUCAAGAAGGAUGAUGAUGAAGAAGAGAAUUGAUUUGUGAGAAAGUAUGUUCAAUAAAUCCGUUUUUGUCUUUUGUAUUGAAA
Messenger RNA from Phlebotomus papatasi, 2777 nucleotides. RefSeq names its product pre-mRNA-splicing factor syf1 homolog (gene fand). The transcript is spliced from 3 exons. Gene Ontology annotation, biological process: mRNA splicing, via spliceosome; generation of catalytic spliceosome for first transesterification step. Gene Ontology annotation, molecular function: protein binding. The record is from RefSeq and is a predicted model, not a curated record. The coding region runs from base 160 to 2727 and encodes 855 amino acids. Gene Ontology annotation, cellular component: U2-type catalytic step 2 spliceosome; Prp19 complex; post-mRNA release spliceosomal complex. NCBI's taxonomy places the organism in Eukaryota, Metazoa, Arthropoda, Insecta, Diptera, Psychodidae.